Messenger RNA from Amaranthus tricolor (Joseph's coat), 905 nucleotides. RefSeq names its product vascular-related unknown protein 4. The coding region runs from base 127 to 642 and encodes 171 amino acids. Gene Ontology annotation, biological process: xylem development. The record is from RefSeq and is a predicted model, not a curated record. The transcript is spliced from 3 exons. Lineage: Eukaryota; Viridiplantae; Streptophyta; Magnoliopsida; Caryophyllales; Amaranthaceae.
GAGCUGUUUCAUAGGUGUUAAAAACUGAGCCAAAACAAAACUUCUUAAACCAGAAAUUCAAAAACAAAACUGUAUUAUUCUUGUUUUUAUUUUAGAACAAAUUAAAAAAAAUAGAAAUAAAUAAAUAUGGAUGAUUCAAUGAGUUCAACAAAUUAUAUGAUGAUUAGCCAAUCUUGUUCUGUACCUGCUGAUUCUUCUGAAGAAAGUAGUUGGACUUUCUAUUUUGAAGAUUUCUUAACCUGCAAAAAUGAUAAAGAGUUUCCUAAUUUGUCAUCUUAUGAUCAUCAUGAUUAUCAAGCUUCUUCAUCAAUGGUGUCAGAUGCUGCUAAACCUGGGAAUAAUAAUAUGGUUUGCAAAAAUAAGAAUUUUAUAUCAAGAAAUAAAAAAAGUUUCUUUGAUGAAGAAUUAGAAGAUACUGCUAGCUCACCUGCUCAUAGUCCAAAGGUUAUAAAUGAUCUAAACAAGUACAUGAAGUCAAAAGAUCAGUUGGAUUACUUCGGUACCCAAAAUGUUUCCCAGGAAAAAGGAGAGUCUUCAAUGAAUGUAGGAGGAGGCAAUGAAAUGGGUUUCCUGGAGACACAACUAAGGCGAAAGGGACUUUGCUUGGUUCCGGUGUCUAUGUUAUUAAAUCACCUUAGUUGAAAUAUUUUCGACAUUAUUCCAUAAAAGUAGUUGUGUUAAUUAUUAAGUAUCAGAUUAGUAUGCAAUUUUUAAUUGUAGCCUUUUGUGUGUAAAUGAGUAGGAGAAAACAAAAUAGGUUUUCUCCAUUUAAUAAUAGUGGAAAUAUAAUUUUAGGGUAAAUAUUUAUGAGGUUAAAAAUAAUUUUAUGGGUGUUUUAAGUUUUAAUUGUAACCAUGGAAAUGUAAAAAUUAUUUAAUCUAAAAUUAUAAAGUCACAUAUUUAUU